GGAGGAGAGGAGGAGAAGAGGAGGAGGAGAACCUGUUCACGAACUCCUCACAACUUUCACUCUGCUCCAGCACGCGCCAGGAGCUGCUGCACACACACACACACACACACACACAGCGUUCGCGUCAUGUCUGGAUCGUACUGUAAAAGUUUGUACCGGUUCAGUGGAGACCAGCACCAGCAGGGACUGAGCUUCGAGACCGGGGACGUGAUCAAGGUGGUCCAAGCUCUGCCCGGAGGCUGGUGGGAGGGAGAGAGGGACGAUGGAGUCCGGGGCUGGUUCCCCUCCAGUUAUGUCCAAGUGCUGGAGAGGACGGCAUCGCUGACUCACCUCCCCGUGGAGGACCUUAGAGACCCCCUACCGCCUCAGUGGAGGUGCUACAUGUCACCACAGGGGCGGCGAUACUACGUGAACACCACAAAUAACGAGACGACAUGGGAGAGACCGUCCAGCGUUCCUGGAACCCCCAAAACCUCGAUCCGACACAAGAAUUCGCUGCCAGCAGUGAAUGGAUUUCACUCGGGUGGAAGUCCCUUACAUCAUCUGGAUCAUUCACACAACAGCCUGGUUAGAAAAAGCAGUUCAGAGCCACAGAGCCCGACAUCGUCGUCGCCCACCAGGAAACAGAGCAAGGAGACGACAGUCACGAUCAACUGCGUGACGUUCCCGUCGCCCGUGUCUCUGCACGAGCAGCAGCUGCUGAAACCAGACGAGUGGAGCUACUGCGACUUCUUCUGGGCCGAUAAGAAGGAUCUCCAGGGCAACGCUUGCAUCACAGGGUUCGAGGUUCUGCUGCAGAAACAGCUGAAGGGGAAACAGAUGCAGAAAGAGAUGGCCGAGUUCAUUCGAGAGAGGAUAAAGAUAGAAGAGGAGUACGCCAAGAACCUCUCCAAGCUCUCCCAGAUCCCGCUCGCAGGACAAGAAGAAGGGACUCUGGGACAGGCCUGGGCCCAGCUGAAGAAGAGUCUGGCAGACGAAGCUGAAGUUCAUCUAAAGUUCUCCUCAAAGCUCCAGAGUGAAGUGGAGAAGCCUCUGCUGAACUUCAGGGAGAACUUCAAGAAGGACAUGAAGAGGUUUGACCACCACAUCGCUGACCUACGGAAGCAGCUGGUCGGGCGCUACUCAUCGGUGGAGAAGGCUCGCAAAGCACUGGCUGACAGACAGAAAGAGCUGGAGUUGAAGAGCCAGCAGAUGGAGAUUAAACUCAACAGCAAGAUCGAAGAAGACAUCAAGAAGGCCCGCAGGAAAUCCACACAAGCAGGAGACGAUCUGAUGCGCUGCGUCGACCUUUAUAACCAGUCCCAGUCCAAAUGGUUUGAGGAGAUGGUCACGACGAGUCUGGAGCUGGAGCGGCUGGAGGUGGAGCGUGUGGAGAUGAUACGACAGCAUUUGUGUCAGUACACCACUCUGAGGCACGAGACGGACAUGUUCAACCAAAGUACGAUGGAGCCGGUGGACCAGCUCCUGCAGAGUGUGGACCCGGGCAAAGACAGAGAGCUGUGGGUACGAGACAAUAAGACGGGAGACAUCAGACCGGUGGACAUCGAGAUUUAAUUUGAGGACCACAGAUGAUGUCACUGUGGGAGAUUAAAUCUGUGCUGGGAUUAACCACUGAUCCACAAACAGUCUAACAAAACUGCAAAACUGUGGGGCGAUCGAUCUCCGUCUGUGGCUCCUCACGUCUCCAGGACGACGUUGCUAUUUUCGGGGGAUGAAUAAAAUCGUCUAAAAUGGA
This is a messenger RNA of Solea solea (common sole), 1735 nucleotides long. Its product is annotated as growth arrest-specific protein 7-like. The transcript has 14 exons. Gene Ontology annotation, molecular function: actin filament binding. Gene Ontology annotation, biological process: neuron projection morphogenesis; actin filament polymerization. NCBI's taxonomy places the organism in Eukaryota, Metazoa, Chordata, Actinopteri, Pleuronectiformes, Soleidae. Bases 127 to 1554 code for a protein of 475 amino acids. Gene Ontology annotation, cellular component: cytoplasm; plasma membrane; actin filament. The record is from RefSeq and is a predicted model, not a curated record.